AACCAUGGAAACCAUGGAGAAACCAUGGAGCGGCAGUUUUCUAGCAGCUGAUUUUAAAGAUUAAAGUCAAAACUGAUUUAAUUACCUUCAUAUGGAGAUAAAACCCCGAGGCUGAACUUUUCCAACACGAACUGGAAAGCGGACGUAAACUCCGGGGAGGGUCGUUCAAGAAAAGAAACCAGGAAAAUAACAUUUUAAACAUGGUAAAUACUUCCACGUCAAAGGAGCGUCAGUCUGACGCGUCACGGCCUGAGACAUCGACGUCAUCACUCUGCGCCGCACACCGGCUGUAAACAGCGUGUAAGAAAGCCAGUAGAACCAGUGGAUGGUGUCUCGGGUGAACUAUGUCGGUGUUUCAUGACGAGGUGGAGAUUGAAGACUUUGAGUUUGACGAGGAGACGGAGGCCUACUACUUCCCGUGUCCCUGCGGAGACCGUUUCUGUAUAACUAAGGAGGACCUGGAGAAUGGAGAGGAGGUGGCCACAUGUCCCAGCUGCUCGCUCAUUGUUAAAGUCAUCUAUGAUAAGGAGCUUUUCAUGUCCGGAGAAAUCAUCGAGGCUCCAUCAGAGCCCAAACUGCGGCGAGUUCAGUCCUGAACCGGGACUCGGGUUUAAACAGAUUCUGUUCAAACCGACUGAGACGCUCCGAGGGGAGAAAACAUACACUUCAUGUUUGACGUGAGCCCUCAUGUUUCCAACAGGUUUCUGUUGUCAGGAGUUAGUGGUGCGUUCAUGUUCCAUGGGGAAAUGUCAGACUCCCAGAAGCUGCAGAAAAACGAUGCUUUUAGCAGCUGGAGGUCAGCAGGAAAAGAAGUCCAGGAUGACUGGAGGUUCUCCUGAAGCUUUCAGCUCCUGAACCAAGAAAUCAGAAUUCACUGAAUCAGUUGGUCCAAACUUGAACUUUGCCCUGUUGAGGUCAGCAGUAGGAGAAGACUGAAAAACCAGGGUUCACUGGAUCAUUUAACUGGUUGCCAGACAGCUAUAAUACUGUGUUUCUUUGAAUAAAUAUGAUAAAUAUGUA
Girardinichthys multiradiatus is the source of this 1020-nucleotide messenger RNA. RefSeq names its product DPH3 homolog. Gene Ontology annotation, biological process: protein histidyl modification to diphthamide. The transcript has 4 exons. The record is from RefSeq and is a predicted model, not a curated record. Gene Ontology annotation, molecular function: metal ion binding. NCBI's taxonomy places the organism in Eukaryota, Metazoa, Chordata, Actinopteri, Cyprinodontiformes, Goodeidae. Bases 345 to 596 code for a protein of 83 amino acids.